This is a messenger RNA of Eucalyptus grandis, 1186 nucleotides long. Its product is annotated as E3 ubiquitin-protein ligase APD2. The transcript is spliced from 5 exons. Lineage: Eukaryota; Viridiplantae; Streptophyta; Magnoliopsida; Myrtales; Myrtaceae. The coding region runs from base 421 to 876 and encodes 151 amino acids. The record is from RefSeq and is a predicted model, not a curated record.
UAUUCUUCCUCUUCUUCUUCGUCUUCUCGUCAUUCCCGAAGACGCACUUUUCGUUUCCAAGUUCUCUCGCUCUCGCGCUCUGUUCUUUCACAGAGUCGCAGACAUUGGUCGAAUCGUGGGCUCAUUUGGGCACGCUAGAAGCAAGCUUUGGCUUAUUUUUCCCCGCUUACCGAGCCAAUUCCAACUUAUCAGAAGCAACACCAGGUCUGCAAUCGCGAAUAUUCUGAAUCAGCAUUCUUUGUAUGAGGCGCUCGAGAUGGUGCACAUUGUCGCCGUGAGCGGGCUCUCUGAGAAAGAUUUAGUAAGCUCGAUGGCUUUAUUGGAGGCGGCCUGAAGCAAUGCAGUUUGUUUUUCAGGUCCGGAUUUGAACCUCGAGAAAAACAGAGAAUCGGUAGCAGCAAAGGCUAGAGGAGCGAUAGAAUGUGUUCCACGGAUGAUGAGCUGGCUGAAUUGUGCUUUGCAUUUACGUUCUUGGCUCGGUUAUUCGCCUACAUCACGGUAUUGGCAUUGCUUGUGUCGGUCUUCUUCGCGAUCAUGAGAUACCUGGACAGCUGGGAGGAUGAAAGUCCUGCCGAACGAGAGCCGGUAGUGACGGAGACGACCCCAAUACAAGUAUUCAAGCCACCACAGUCAACGUAUGGGACGUGUGAGGAGGACAUAGAAACCGGCAGCUGCUGCAGCAGCUCCUCGGAGGAGUUGUAUGAUGGGAAGAUUUGUGUGAUUUGCUACGACGAGGAAAGGAAUUGCUUCUUCGUUCCUUGCGGCCAUUGUGCUACCUGCUAUGACUGUGCUCAGAGGAUCUUUGAUGGAGAAGGCAAGGCCUGCCCUGUUUGCAGGAGACCCAUCAGGAAAGUGAGGAAGUGGUUCUCCUCAUGAGAUAAACAUUGUUUUAUUACGCUUUAGAGACUUUUGUGUUUUAUAGGAACGAUUUCGGUGGAAAAUUUUUGGUUCUUGGCUUGAGUUAUUGGGAUUAAAAUUGAUGAUUGCGCACACCAUUUUGUGUUCGUGGUCAUGAGAGUUCUGUCGGUCACUACGAGAGGUCAACCGCUCGUGGGAACUUCAAGUGUACAGAUGGGCCCUAAGGCCCAAAACAAAUGUUGUAGAAGCCCACAAGUCAGCAGGUGACAGAAUAAUAUGACUGACGAAGUAUGAGCCUCAGCUCAAUCGAGAUAUACCUUUUCACUUC